AUGGAUGUUACCAGCACUAUGAAUACCCCGGAGUCAUCAUCACAUGAUCCGUCUACGGCGUCCUCCACCGACCAUCAAACACAGAAAUCUUUUUCGUGUGUCCUGUGCGCUCAACGGAAAGUCAAGUGCGAUAGAAAGCCUGGCGGAUGCAAUAAUUGCACCAAGGCACGCGUGCCAUGCAUCUAUAAAGCACCUCCUCCCCCAAGGAGGAGGCGAAAGGGAGUCCGCGACGUGGAUACUACUACCCAGCUUCGGAUAUACGAAGACGCUCUGCGAAAUGCUGGGAUCGACCCAGUGAGCCUCUUGAAGCAAAUGUCCUCAUUAGAAGACGACCACGUCGGUCACUCCAGAGCUAGGACUCAGACCAGGACUCAGCCAACGGUCACUUCAAAUGAGGAACGCACCGCCACUGAUGUUGGCGUUCUUUUGGUGGAUCAUGGCAAAACAAGAUACCUGGAAAAUGGUAUAUGGACAAGCUUGAGAAGCGAAUUCCGCGACCUAAAGGAGAUAUUAGACGAGACCUCAGACGACGAAUCAUCCGAUGGCAACAAUGGCAUCUGUCAAAGGAUCGGCCAACGCAUCGGCUUACAUCGCGAUGGCGAUAAGCUCAAGCUACCGCCCUUCGAGGCUGAAAUACGCAGGCGACUGUGGUGGCAAAUCAUCAUGUUAGAGGGCUUCUCGCAGAAGCUUGCUGGUACAGGCACAGGGGCAAAUGCCUCCAUCCUUAUGGGCGACACCAAGCUCCCGGCCAAUUUGAAUGACAGCGACCUUUUUACAGGGAUGAAAGAACUGCCCAAGGAGUCUGAUAGGGCUACUGAGAUGAUGUUCUUCCUGAUUCGGUGCCAUGUUGGCAACUUUUUUAAGCGCUUUGAAGCUCCCCAGCCUACUGUCGAUGUGAGCACAAAAGAGAGAGCUAUAGGAGAGCUGGAACAGCUUUUUGAGCAAAAGUUCCUACGGCACUGCGAUUCCUCGAUCGUGUGGCACCUGAUGUGCUCCCAUCUCGCUAAAUCUAUCAUCUUCAUGAUGCGUUUCAUGGCUUAUGGUGCAAUCUAUCAGGGGCAAAAGGGGACCCAAGAACAAAGAGACACUCUCUUCACAUUGUCUUUGCAAGUCUGCUCGUCUCAGAUCUUGGCAUACACCAUGAAAGAGAUGCAAGGUUAUGUGUGGCACGUAAACGUGCACUUUCAGUGGAAGGCUGUUGUUUUCUUGAUAUCGGAGCUCCGCUAUCGUACGUCUGGGCCAGAGGUCGAGCAAGCUUGGAGGAACAUACGGCUCACCUACGAAUUUCACCCAACGUUCGAAACUGAGCCGAAGCGCGCGCUGCCAAUCGCAGUCAAUCACUUGACGUUGACGGCUUGGGAGGCAUACAUCGCCGCCAAUGGCAUGCCAGAUGGCGGUGAGCCAUACUUCAUCCAGCUUAUCCGUAACCGUCAGGCUCGCUCGAAAAAGCCAAAUGUCCCCGCCGAACAGCAAAAUGCGUCCGUAGUCGACUACACGACUACGUUUACACCGAUGCCCGCUCAGGAGCUCGCCACAGAUAAUGGUGGCACUGAUCAUCUAGCGGCUUUCCCAUGGAAUCCAGCGGAUCUGAACGCCAGCCUGGGUUUGCCGCCUGUGAUGCCGGAUCUGGCGCCACUCGAAUAUCCAGAACAGAUGAAUUGGUCAACAUGGAACGACCUGCUUGUCAACUUCCAAACAACCAACGCCGACGACCAUUUGCCAGACAUGUCGACAUUCAACUUCGAGAUUUCCUUGACCUCGGGCGCAUACUCAGAUAUGACUAUAACGUGCGGUCAGGAUACCUACAAGGUCCACAAAGUCAUCGUAUGUUGUCGGGCGGGUUUCUUCGCGCGUGCAAUCAAGUUCGGUGGCCAGGAGACGCAGACAGGAACGAUCGAUCUUCCAGACGAUGAUGUUGAGGCAGUUAAAUGUCUCAUUCACUACCUGUAUGAAGGCGAAUACAGCCCGGCUUUACCUGCAGAUAGUACGAGCGGCGCACUCCAUGCUCCUCUGUCGCCUCGCCCGAAGAACUCUCCCGACGGCCGUGUCUACCAGUACGAUUUUCCCCACACUUGUAGUUCGUACAGCAUUUACUGUGUUACGUGUCACGUUUGUCCCCAUCACACAUGCAGGGAUGGAUGUGGUGGAUGUGGUUUGAAAUGUGUUACUUUUACCUGCAGGGAAUGCACCGCCCCACCUCUUCCCCAGCUCAACGGCACUGCAGAACAGCUCCUUCUCCACGCGAAGAUGUACGAGAUGGGCGACAAAUACGACGUCGUGGGCCUCAAAGACCUCGCAAAGGAGAAGUUUGGUCGCGCCUGCAAGCACUUCUGGAGCACUCCAAACUUUGCAGCAGCUGCACACCACGCCUUCUCCACAACAGUCGAGGACGACAAAGGACUGAGGGACAUUGUCAGUGCGACGAUCUGUGAGCACAUUGAGCUGGUGAACGAUCCUGGCGUCAGCGUGCUGUUGACACAGUUCAGUGGUCUCGCGUUGGGCAUCUUGCAGGCGAAGGUUAAGGAGAACGGUUGGGACAGGGAGAAUGGUUGUGACGAGGAGGUCUGAGUUCCUCUGCAAGCCGAGAAGUAUACCCGCUACUCAUGGCCGUUUGACGGGACUGGUGAUACAUGCAGAUGAGUUCUUUACCCUGCAAGCUGCGAUUCUGGCUGGCAUUCUACAGACAUGCCAUGCUCACGAGAAAGCUCACAACCAUGUGAUUAGCAGCAACACUACAAAAUCAUAUUCAUGCGUCCA
Molecule: messenger RNA, 2757 nt
Organism: Boeremia exigua
Lineage: Eukaryota; Fungi; Ascomycota; Dothideomycetes; Pleosporales; Didymellaceae
Exons: 5
Coding region: 1-2568 (855 amino acids)
Biological process (GO): regulation of DNA-templated transcription
Molecular function (GO): protein binding; DNA-binding transcription factor activity, RNA polymerase II-specific; zinc ion binding
Source: RefSeq, a predicted model, not a curated record